Molecule: messenger RNA, 1047 nt
Organism: Acanthosepion pharaonis
Lineage: Eukaryota; Metazoa; Mollusca; Cephalopoda; Sepiida; Sepiidae
Source: the annotation of a GenBank genome assembly
AUGACUGCCCACUUUCUUGGAAUGACCGUUGGUAGUUUGCCAUCUGGAUGGCUCGCAGACCGUUUCGGACGCAAAACUAUAAUCAUCAGUGGAGUUGUGCUGCAAGGAAUUAGUUGUUUGUCUCUUUCACAAAUGCAGAACAUCUACGCCAUUUUGUCACUGAGAUUUUUGGCGGCCGUGGCUGAUUCGGGUGUAGUGAUUCCUUCGGCUGUUUUUGGAGCGGAGAUCUCGUCGAAAGAAGGGAGGAAAGAAGCUGCAAUUGCUUUGCAUUUUUCAUACGCCGUAGGUUGCCUUAUUACUUCCCUAUUUGCAUAUUUAAUCAGGAAUUGGUCACUUCUUCUCCUCGUCUUAUCCAUUCAGUCGCUACCAAUGGUCUUUAUCUAUAUCUGGUUCGUGCCGGAGUCACCACGUUGGUUGCUGGCUAUGAAGAAAUACAAAUCCGCAGAGAAAGUUUUUAAAAAAAUGGCGAAAAUGAACAAGAGUGACUUCAUCUAUAAUCCGGAACAGGAAUUUCCCGCUUACAUCCUGUGCGUCCUGCUUUUAAACCGCAUCGGACGGAAGAAGUUGUACUCUUCAUUCAUGAUUAUGGGAGGCAUAACCGGCUCGAUGGUUUUACUUCCAGCUCUUUACGCACCGAAACAUCUUCAGUGGACGGUGACAGUUCUGGCCAUGUUAAGCAGAUUGUGUGCCACGGGGACAUUUACUGUCAUAUUUCUGUACACCUGUGAACUUUAUCCGACUUGUAUCCGAAAUGCCACACUUGGGGCCAUGUCUACAAUUGGAAGAAUAGGGGCUGCCAUUUGUCCAUAUGUUCUCAGACUGCCUGAUUUAUUUCCGGGUAAAGUCGGUAGAAGUUUGCCUUUAGUUUCAAUGGGUGCUGUCUGCCUUAUAUCCGGAAUCCUGAUUCAGUUCUUGCCAGAGACAAGCAACAAGGCCUUAGCGGACGACUUUGAAGAAGCCAAGACUCUUCACCUCGUGACAAGAUGCGAGACUGACAAGGAUUUAAAUGCGUCUAUACCUUUUAAGACACAAGAAUCCAAAUGUUAA